Messenger RNA from Hydra vulgaris (swiftwater hydra), 807 nucleotides. RefSeq names its product calmodulin. Gene Ontology annotation, molecular function: calcium ion binding. The record is from RefSeq and is a predicted model, not a curated record. NCBI's taxonomy places the organism in Eukaryota, Metazoa, Cnidaria, Hydrozoa, Anthoathecata, Hydridae.
AUUAAUUAUAGAAGCAACAACUAACUGGAAACAACAGUGUUCCUUAAAAUGUUUUUAUAUUUUUUUAAAUCGAAAACAAUCUGUGUAUAAAGAUUUUGUUUUGCAAAAAAAAAAUUUCUGCUGAAGUUGUAGUUAUGGGAAGUUUAUCUGAAUCACUCAUUGCAGAGCUACGUGAAACAUUUGAUCUAAUUGACAAAAACGGAAGUGGCACCAUAUCUAAAAAAGAUUUAGAAACUCUUUUUAGAGGAUUAGGUGUUUCAAUAUCAAGUGAUGAAAUUGAUAGAAUAAUAAAAGAAGUUGAUAGUAACAAUGAUGGAAAAAUUGAUUUUGAAGAUUUUGUUAAAAUAAUGGCAAAACAAAAAAAAGAGGAAAACAACGAAGAUAUUAAAAAGGCAUUCGACGUAUUUGAUAAAGAUGGAAACGGGAAAAUAACUGCUGCCGAACUUAAAAUAACAAUGCAAACUUUGGGAGAAGAGUUAAAUAAUGAAGAAAUUGAUGAAAUGAUACAAGAAGCAGACCUUGACGGGGAUGGAGAGAUAGACUACAAAGGUAGCUAAUAUGGAGCAGACAUGGAGCAAGCUCCAACCAUUUUUAUGUUUAUACUUAUGUCAAACUGUGUCAGGUCAGGUGUAUGGUCUUCAUGAUAACUGUGUUACUGAUAACAUGUAACCCAGUGCAACUUACUCCAUGUCCUGCUGCCGUAUGGGAUUCGCUUUCUAAGAAAAGGCAUGGAGGAGUUUGCUUCCUGUCAACUGUACUUUUUAAAAUCGGUCAUACCUAUAGUAAUAUAUAAAUAUAUAUUUAUUA